CUUUAAAAUAACUAAUAAGUAUCUAGCGCAGGGACUUUUACGGUCGGGUAUAGGGGAAAUAUCACGUGACAAAUUGGCAAUAGGUAGCCUCGUAGUGUGUGCUAAUGUAGUCAUGGCUGUCUGACAAAACAUUCGAAAUAACACGAAUUAAUGUAGUAGUUGGUCAUCAAAGGUAUCAUGCCGUAUUUCUUACAAAACGCAUUAUUGUCCUGAUUUAAAUUCCGAAGAGUUGAUUAGUGACAUAUUACUAAAGGAUCGAUUCGCAUCCACGUACGUCGAGGUGUACUUGGUAGAUCAUCGUUGAGAAUAAUAAUAAAUAAGUGGAUAGAGCAAUUGUGAAUCAGGAAGGAAGUUACGGGGUUGAAGGCACGGUGAGCGUAAGCCUGCGAGGUUCUCUUCUGAAAUCUUGUUAAAACGAGCGUCGCGUCUGAACGACCACCGACGAUCGAUUACGCAAGAUGACCAUUCUGUCGAAGAAGAAGACGAACGCCUCGAAAGAUAGACGAGAAGGAGGCAGCACUUCCGAAGUCGACGUUCACGGAGUGCAAAACGAGCAUACCUCCGGAUCCAUCACACUGCCUAAUAGCCCAUAUCAGGUACGUGCAGCGAACGGUUUCGCGGUCGAUCUACACGGAGUUCAAACUGAUCACGGAUCUGGUUCUAUCGUUCUUACAGGGAGCUCGUACGAGUCAAGUGUAGAUCGUCGAGAAGAUAAACAUUUUGAAGAAGGAAGUGGUCCCAGUCAUGGUAAACGCCACAGACAACGAGCAAGUCCGCAUAGUGGUUGUAUUGGAAGAAAUUCACGUUCAAAACGCGAUAGAGAAAGAGAUAGGGGUCGAGAAAGAGACAGGGAGAGAGAAAGAGAACGUGAAAGACAAGCUACACCUCCUACUGCAUCUAGCAGUGGCUUACAAGCUGCAGAUGGUAGUGUCAUAGCCAAUAAUCGAAUGGCUAUUGUUGGGGCUGCUGCAAAUAUAGAACAUGAAUUAGCUAAUGGAUAUAAUAGUGGUGAUGAAUAUACUGGCAGAACUGGAAAUAAUCUUACACUGGCUGAAUGGCAAGAGCGAGAUAGAUGGUUUGAGAAACGAAUGCGAAAAAUGGGAUUUAUCGUCAAAAAGAUGGGUGAGGAUGGAGCAUGUCUAUUUAGAGCUGUUGCAGAUCAAGUUUAUGGUGAUCAAGAAAUGCAUGGUGUAGUUCGGAAGCAUUGCAUGGAUUAUAUUGCUUCCAAUCAAGAAUUUUUUUCUCACUUUGUAGCAGAAGAUUUUAGCACAUAUGUAGAUAGAAAGCGACAAGAAUAUGUACAUGGAAAUCAUAUAGAGAUGCAAGCAAUGUCUGAAAUGUAUAAUCGUAGCAUUCAAUUAUAUUGCUACAGUACUGAACCAAUUAAUAUUUUCCAUACGAUGGUCGAAAGUGAUAAUGAACCGAUACGAUUGUCUUAUCAACGUGGUAGCCAUUAUAAUAGCAUAGUAGACCCAUAUAAAGCUACAAUUGGUGUUGGUCUUGGCUUACCUUCAUACAAUCCUGGUGCCGCGGAUCGACAACUUAUAUCAGAUGCAGUCCGUCAAAGCGAAGAAUUACAUAUUGAGCAGAACAAUUAUUUUUGUGCACAGACGAUGCUAGAAGAUAAAAUAAAAGCAACUGACUGGGAAGCAACAAACGAAGCCAUAGAAGAACAAGUUGCUAGGGAAAGUUAUUUGCAAUGGUUAAGGGAUAAUGAAAUGCGAAAAGCUAGAUCAGCGAGUAGCAGCAGUACAAGUACAGUAACAAGUGCGCAACACAGUCACGCUCAUUUUCACCCACAUGGAGGUCGUGGUCAGCAACGAAGCCACACUUCUUCUCCGACCACGACCCAAACUAGCCAAGAUAAUUUGCGUAAUUCUCCAAAAGUAAAUGAUUCGGUAAGAUACAAUAAAAGGUCUCCGCAACACCAGUCAACACAAGGAUCUACCAUGUCUCACCUUGCCUCAGAUUUUGAAUCUAAAAUCUCUCAGGAACCUGUACCAGGUAGUAGUAAAGAGGCUCAUGCUUCACCAGAUAUCUCGUUAUUCAAUCGUCUUCCUCCCGAAGUAUUUGGUUUGACUGAUUGGGAAGACAGUGAUAUACUCUCGCAAGUUUUGGCUACAUCACAGCAAGAAUAUUUAGACAGCUUGAAACAAUCACGGAGUUCUGCCUCUUCUGGAAAUGAUACUAACAAUAUACUAGAUUCCAGUAAUAGUUAAUUUUUAAAAUCGUUAUUGAUAAAGUUCAAAAGAAUACUGAAGCAAAACUAUAUGCAUUUGUAUGCAGCGUUUUUCAUAGGAUGUGAUAUAUCCAAAAAAUAAGAUAGUUCUAAAUCAAAAAAAUGAAGCAAUUCUUAGUGUUAUCACAUGGUCAUUAGUCACUAAGAGUCAUCGACAGUUAUGUUGAAUGCAUGCCUAAUAAACUUAAUUACUGGCUGCAAAUCGUAUCGCAUUGAUUUCUGCUAAAGUUAUUGUGUACUUCAAAUCAGAUUCGAGUUGAAGCAUAUAGCGAGUUUCCAAAGAAGUGGUUGGAUUAUAACUUUACCAAAUAUUAGCACAAGUGUUUAAGUGUUUGUUUAUUAAGGAUGCAUCUGCUUUUCUCCAUUAAUAACAAGAAAUCUAAUCAACAAAGAAAUGAUCACGUAAAAGCAUCAAGAAUUGUUUUCUUUAGUUAAAACGUCUUUGGUUUGACGUAUGAGUUUGAUAAUGCAUCUUAUGGGAUACUCUGUACAUACUGCAGUAUCAUCUAAUUCUGCAUUGCACUAGGGUAUAAGGUGGUUUGCUUUUUUCAUUGGAAAUAAAUGUUUGGUGAGCAUCGUUCAAUUCAAGAAUUGUUGACGUGUGCACGAGAGCUCUAAAAGAGAGUACAUACAUCGCGUUAACGUUCACACUUUUUGAAAAACUAGAGUAGCCAUAUUGUUUUGCCAGCAGUGUUUCACCUUAUGGACAGGAACUUUUUUACGAUCAAGUCUUAAAAAAUAACCCUUUUUUGUCGUUGUCCAUAUAUAUUAAAUUGUCUGCGUGUUCUUGAAUGGCAGCAUUUACUAUUGUGAAUUAUGCAAUUCAAUCAGGUCAACUGCAUCACUACAUCCUUUUUUGUGGUAUGAUAUAAUACAUCUAAACGCUUUAGGAAAAACAUCUUUAUUGCGUUAUUUGUAAAAAAAGAAGAAUAAAACUACUACAUGUAAUUUAA
This is a messenger RNA of Bombus pascuorum, 3192 nucleotides long. RefSeq names its product OTU domain-containing protein 5-B (gene Duba). Gene Ontology annotation, biological process: protein deubiquitination. Gene Ontology annotation, molecular function: cysteine-type deubiquitinase activity; K63-linked deubiquitinase activity. The transcript has 12 exons. The coding region runs from base 459 to 2219 and encodes 586 amino acids. The record is from RefSeq and is a predicted model, not a curated record. NCBI's taxonomy places the organism in Eukaryota, Metazoa, Arthropoda, Insecta, Hymenoptera, Apidae.